AUUCACCGUGCAGACGACACCGAUGUUUUGAUGGACACCUAAGCAAGGAUUUCGUGAUAUAUAUAUAUAAAAAAAAUCGCCAUUCUUAUACAACGACUAUACACAACAAAUUAAAAGAUGCCAGGGAAAGUUAAAGUCCGAGUGGUGGCAGGCCGAAACCUGCCUGUUAUGGACCGCUCGUCAGACACAACAGAUGCUUAUGUGGAAGUAAAGCUGGGAGCUGUCACCUACAAGACAGAAGUCUACAGAAAAAGCCUGAAUCCACAGUGGAAUUCAGAAUGGUUUCGGUUUGAGGUGGAUGACCAAGAACUCCAAGAUGAACCCCUUCAAGUUCGCCUGAUGGACCAUGACACUUACUCAGCCAAUGAUGCUAUUGGCAAAGUGUAUGUGGAUCUGAACCCUCUGCUCCUGCCACCUCCAAGCCCCCCACAUUCUCAGCGACACCAGCAAGACCCUUCCCAACCAGGAACUGCUGUUAUGUCUGGUUGGCUACCAGUAUACGACACAAUGCAUGGGAUUCGUGGUGAAGUCAACAUUGUUGUAAAAGUUGACCUAUUCUCAGACUUCAACAAAUUUCGUCAGUCAUCAUGUGGUGUCCAGUUUUUUUUUAAUCCAGAAAUUCCUGCUGGUUAUAGAUGCCAGAAUAUUGUUGGCUUUGUAGAAGAACUUGUUGUGAACGAUGAUCCAGAGUACCAGUGGAUCGACAAAAUCCGAACGCCCAGAGCAAGCAACGAAGCACGGCAGACACUGUUUUUCAAGCUUUCUGGAGAGCUACAGAGGCGAAUUGGGCUCAAAGUCUUGGAGCUCGGUGGAAAUGCUGUGAUUGGUUACAGACAGUGCUUUGAUCUUGAAGGAGAAACUGGUAUUGUUGUACGUGGUCUUGGAUCUGCAGUGACUCUCGUUCGCCUGCACUAUGACUCUGGCACUGCUGGUGGAACGACUCAUUCUCCAUCACCACUACGGGAGAUCACUGCUCAGAGAGAUUAUUAUACUGGUACUAGGCAUUAUUAUGAGUUGUGGGAAAUUUCACAUACUGCAGUUAAUUUCAGUGUUAAUAGAAAUAAAGGGGAUAUCAGAGAAGGAAAGUUGCAAGACAGGAUAAUUAAAAUAUGUAUGUUGUUGUUCCCUAACUCUGAUAAACCUAUGCCUAUUUCUGUUGUUCACAUUCCUAAUAAAUUAUCAUCAUCUUCCCCAAGUCCUUGGACCAGCCCACACUCAGUUUUACGAUGCAGCCCAACCUAUUCACCUCAUAACCCAUCCUAUCAUCCGUCACAGUGGCUUGACCUUAUGGUUAGUCCAGUGGCAGAUCAUUCCAAGCCACUGCCAGGCCAGUUAGCUCUGACAAGUGCCAAACGCAUGAUUCGUGGUCUUCCCUUAGUGAGACGUAAGAGAAGUUCCACAAUCACACAACAUCCCCCAGUUUACAUGCAGAGAAAUUCAUCUCUACCACUUGCAAAUUGCUCUAGAACUUUUGGCUGUCGCAGACCUCACAAGACAAGAGGGCCCUGGCCAAUGCAUGGUUUUCAACACAGACAGCAACCUGUGUCUCCUACCUGGACAGGUGUGCGACAAGAUAGUAUAGAGUCUCUGAGAGCUGGACUUCGCAAGACAGCUCAGAAAGUUAUGAGGCUCCGAGGACUUGAAAAGUCACAAAGCUUUGAUGUUAGUGGAGAUUAUUGUGGAAAGUCUUCAAGUAAAAGUUCUCAAAAGUCUGCUCCUAAAGUACAUAGCCCUAUGGUGAGACUGUUGGGUCGAGGUCAAUCAUGGGUGAAGCACCAGAAUGUAAGAGAUAAGAAUGAGGGGUCAAUUACUUCUCCAGAGGACUCGAAUGAAGACUAUGAUCUUGAUUCUCCUGAUGUAGAAGUCAUAGGCCUCGAUGAAGAGGAGGUUAGUCAGUAUUCGGAUGAAGAAGACAUUGGUCCUGAAGUAACCAAUAUAGAGUACUCAUAUAAGACCUUAUCAACAGCCUUUUCAGAUCCAACACUGAAUAAGAGCAUUUAUGCAAGAGAAAGUUUUGCUGGAGAUCCAACUUCACCAGGACCAUUACAGUUUAUUUCUUCGGAUGAAGAUACAUGUAGUUCAGAGCUAACAUCAAAUUUCAGCAGUCCAGAGCAUGUUGUAGGGUUGCCAGGAAGUGAAGUUCCAACACAAGGUUCCCCACAAAAAUUUUUCCUUAGUGAGGAAGAACUAACAUCACAAAGUUCUAUUGAGAGUCAUUUUACAGGUCCUGUAGAUGUCAGUGACUUACAUCGGGGUUUGACCCGUUCUCUGAGUGACUCAAUCAGGUCCUGCAGUGAGAUGUGUGGGUCAACAAUACCUGAUGAUGAAUUUGUGCUUACAUCACCUGUUAUGCCUCAGCUGGGUAAUGCUAUUCCUUAUUGUGAAAAAUGCAGUUCAUUCUGCAAUAAAUGUACAAGUUUUGAAGAACCUGUUGCUGAAGGUUUUAAUCAUGAAAAUGGAGAAAGACAAUGUGAUAAUGAGCAGACUAGACUUGAGAGGAAGAGUGGAUUGUGUAUGGUCACAACAACCCAUGAAUUCAUCCAGUCUGAGAGAGAGAAGAACAUUAUUUUAGAAGAAUCCCAAAAAGAGGAAAGACUGGUUGUUACAUCAGGUUUGGAUUAUAACAACAAACCAGAGAUCCUUAGUCUUGAGCUCCUCCCAGUAAGAGAACCAUUUUUAAAACAAAAUGAGGAGCAAAUGCCCCAUGUGAACACCAGCCCAUUGCCUGAUAUUGCAGUUACUCCUUCAACUCCCAUUCUUCCUUCAAAAACAAAGGUAUUUACACUCCCACAUUUAGAGCAGGUAAAUACUGCUGCAAGCAAUGACACCUGCAUAAAAGUAGAUGCAGCAAAUAUGAGGCAUUCAUUAUCUGUGUGUGGAUCACCCUGUACAAGUGUACAGAACAACCUUCCUGUGUCCAGUUCAAGCCCAACUCUAACCUGUGGUAUGUCUCAAAUCCCUAAUACCAUACAACCACAUUACCUGAAACCUUUAUCCACAUCAUCCUCAUUCAGAUCCUCAGUAUCAGCAUCCUCAAAUCUGUCCUCAUUGUCUUCAUCUUCCUCUUCUUCAUUUCAUCAUGUAGCAAGUAGUCCGAGCAUGGAUAGCAGAGACUUGCUUCAGUGUGCUUUAGAUGUAGCAGCUAAGUGUCCCUCCCAUCCUGUGUACAUCUCUAGCCUAGACAUGUUAGUGGAGGCCCGGCCCGGCUCAGCAUCGAUGGUAGGCUCCCCGAAGCGCUCGUCUCGUAGUCGCCAUACUAGUGGCUGUUACCCCGUGUCCAGGAGCCCCUUACCCAUUGAGACUGACGGAUCCAAGAAUGAGGCUGGUUCUGUGGGCUGUGCUGCCACCAAUGGAAGCAUACCAACACACUCCCCAACGCAUUCAGGAAAGCUGGCCAGCCCUGCACGUACACCGGGAGUCUCCAUCAACAGACGUUCAUCUGAUUCUGAUCUUUCCAUCACUCCAAAGGGUGGUAGCUUAGCAGGUAGUGGUGGAUCUUCAGGGGGGGGUGGAGGGGGCAAGGGGGGGACAAUGACUGGGAUACACCGACCUAUAAUGACCCAGGAUUCCUUUGAUCUCCUUGAAUACCCCUUCCUCACCAUGAAGAAUUUUCCAACUGGAUUCAUCCUACACCUUGGUGGAACAGUGAGUGCUCGAUCUGUAAAGCUGCUUGACCGCACUCACACCCCAGAGGAGCUAGAAACACGAGACAACUGGUGGACUCAACUGAGGAUGGAAAUACGCUCACAUGCCCGUGCUCUUGCAUGCAAUGUUGUCCUUGGGUAUGAGGAGUUUACCACAAUUAGUGAUGAAGUGUGUGUGCUCAAUGCAACUGGCACUGCUGCUGUGAUCAGCCUACACUACCUUGAUACUGAUACUGGCAUGGGUAUGCAUGGCAAUAUAAGGACUCAUAGAGAUCCAAUGACUCUGUCACUGGACCGGAAAGACUUUGAGCAGCAGCAACAAGUACAACAGCAGCAACAACAACAGCAACAACAACAACAACAACAACAACAACAACAACAACAACAACAACAACCACAACCACAACCACAGCCACAAACACAGUCACAACCACAGCUACAGCCACAACAACAGCAGCAGCAGCAGUCACAGCAACAGCCACAACCACAACCACAACCACAGCCACAGCCACAGCCACAGCCACAGCCACAGCUACAGCCACAGCUACAGCCACAGCUACAGCAACAGCAACAUGUUCAUAUACCGCAGCCUUCAGGAAAACCGUCAGGGAAAGAGCCUCACACAGGCUCACAAUUCUUGAUACGAAACACCAACACAUUUCCAAAACGCCGGGCUACAAAACAAUACCUUACACAGAUGCAUGUUCAGAAGACCUGCAUGAGCCGCAGCCAUCCCUGCAUCGAGGACGGCUUUUCUGGAGAUGGGGGAGGAAGCGUGACCUCACAGCUUCCUCCACCACCUCCGUCAGGCAUCAGCUCUUCAGUCUACCACACCCCGCCCACUACGCCUCCUUGUACCAUGUGCCACGUCCCUUAUUCAGAGACCUCACUACCCUUCCGAGUCAAGAUCACUAAGUGUGUGGUAUGCAGGAAAGGAAAGGUGCCUGAUGUUCUGUUCACUACUCUAGAGCCACCUGCGGGGAUACCAAUUACAGGGAGAGGUUGCCUGAUCCAGGCUCGGGUAGCAAGGCCUAAGCGUGACUUGAAGGGAGAACUCAAUGCAAAAGAAAUCUCUGAUUCAUUACCUUUUCUUGAAUAUGAAUUACAUAAGCAGCUAAUGAACAAAAUGAAGAUCAAGGGCAUGAAUGCACUCUUCGGUCUCCGAGUGCGAGUAACAGUGGGAGAGCGUCUCAUUGUAGGGGUAGCAACAGCAACAGCAGUAUUUCUGACUGCUCUUCAGCCACCACCAGUCCCAAGGGUAACAUCUGCAAGCUCUUGCCGGGAGGAGGAAAGACGCAGAGUAGAUGUUCAGAAACUUCUUCUUAGUACGAUAGCCAGAAACAAGGAAUGUUAUGGCACCAAGCACAUCAUCUCUGAUACCAUGGGAGAUGAGAUGAAUGGUGGUCGUGGAUCAGAUUCUGAGGACUCAGAAGAUGACCUUCCUGAGAUUGACCUUUCCUCAGGAAACAAAGACACCUGUGUUUUAGAGCUGGAUGAUAUGGAAGAUGCAGAGAUGAUUGGAAUGCUGGUGGAAGGUUGUCAACCCGACCGUCUUGUGGCAGUGUCAACAGAGAUUCCCCCAGGAGUCCCCAGAGAAAACAUAGUGACCAACUUGCAGAUGUUCACCAGGGUUUGGAGAGCAAAAGUUCCUGCUACAAUGAAUCAUAGUACCUUCAAUCAGUAUUUUGACAAAAUUCUACAGAGUGUGUACUUCAAAGUCCGCAAACUGGCGCCCUGCAUACUGGCAGGCAUGCAAAUCAAUGUAGAGCUGCCAGAGGAAGACGAGUUACAAAUUAGCCUUUUGGGAAUGGUCCUUGGGGAGGGAAACCCAGCGCAGUCAGUGCAAGGUGGUUCUCAGUCUGGGACUCUGGAUGUGCCCUUCAAGAAGUCUAAGCAAGAUGAUGGGGAAUUGAUAUUCAAAAUGGAGGAACUACUACCCUCCAGUGAUGACAGUACAAAACAUAAGCCUCCAGCUCACCCAGCCCAGAAUGUGGUGAUGUCCAAGCAGUCCUCUUCAUCAAUAACAACUGUGCCAUCAGUGCCAUCUAUUUCAUCGGUUGUAUCCAUGAGCUCCUCCACUUCCUCAGCGCGAUCAUCCACUAGAUCCAGGAAUGAACAGAAAUAUGUAACGUAUCAUCAACCACCAAAAGAGAGAUAUGGAGUAGAAAUCACUCCCUUGUCUCACAUUCCUGGGGCUCGGAUAGAAAGACAUCUAGGAAACCUCAAUUUCUUCUUCAUUAGGGAAUCUACUAGUAUUAAGGAGUGUGGCGGUCUGAGUGGCUUCAUGGGAAGCUUUGUGACUGAGGUCUUAGCCUUGGUCCGUGCUCACGUUGCAGCUCUGGGCGGUAAUGCCAUGAUUGCUUACUUCAUGUCAGAGUGUGUUUUGCUUCAUAAUCCUUACAAAAAUCAGGGUCAAUGUUUAAUCAACGUUGGAGGUGAUGUUGUUCAGGUUGUAUACAGUGCAGCUUCAGCACUCCCAGAGACGUCAGCGGAAGAGUAACUUGUAAAUUACACACGGCAAGCAUCUGCUUACAUAUCGGGUCUUUUUAUGAGAUUACAGUGGAUGCUAAAGAAAUAUUAACAGUGAGGUGUAUAAAGUCUAAGAGUAUAUUAAUUUGAAAACAAAAGUUUUGCUAAUGUUUGUUAAAUAUAAAUGUUAUGCAAGUGAAAAUGAAAUAUUUAUUUUUUUGCUAUUAAACGUAUUUGUGUUUCAAAAUAUAUUUAUUUUUUGUGAUAACUAUACAAAUAUAAAGGAAUAACUAUUGUCAUAACAGAAAUUGGUUUUUAAACAAUUAAUGUAAUUUUCAGUCGUGUUACAGUGGUCAGAGCAGCGAAUAUGUUUUUAGAGGAAAUGUUAAGAUAUGAAGUUGAUAUAUGAUGAUAGUCUUCUAAGAUGUACAGAUUUAAUGUUAACAGCUACAGAUAUAUUAAAAUAUGUCUCACAUAUUACUUGAAAAUAAUUUUUAAACAUAAAAGUUGUGAUCAGUCCAGUUGUAAAUGAGAUAUAUGUAUAUAUUUGAAUUGUUGUGCAUGUGUAAGUAUUAUACACAGCUGUAUAUAUUACUGUUUCCUAUUUUAAUAAUAUUUCUUACUUAAAUUGGUUGAUACUAACAUGCUGAGAGACUAAUGAAGUUCUCUAUAUCUUAGAUGCUUCCAGAGUGGGAUUAGAGCAUUGACUUAAAAACAUAAAAUGCCAACAUAUACAUUAAUCUAAAUGCAGGGAUAAUUACAGACUUUAUUACAAAGUUGAAUGAAAAUAAUUUUUAAGAAACUUGCACAUGACUGUUGAGCAGUGAAGUGAUGGAUUUAAGCAUCGCAUAGUAUGCAUCAUGAUUUGUCCUUGUGAACAUGCCGUAAAUGUGAUAGAAUGUUCAGUGAGGUAUCCCUUACUCAUUCCUUACUCAUGUCCCAACGAAUAUAAUAAACAUGUGCUGGGUAUGCACAUAAACAUACGCAUUCAUAAAGAGACUGAUACAUUUUCCUAAUUUCUGUUGUAUAUAUUAUUUAUAUUCUAUACUGUUAGUUAUUUAAUUUUGCAACUGUAUCCUAUAUCAAGUGCUUUUAUGUUUUACAGAGAUUUUUCAUGUAAAAAUUAGAUGAAGGUAUAAAGAUCUAAUUGUGAUAUUUCCUGGUCUACUUUAAGGGAGGCAUAAAAUGCUGCAUCCUUUGUCAAAAACAUGGAAAUAAUCACUGUAAAUUAUUCUUACCGUAGUGACUUAUUGAGGGAUGAGAAUGCUAGUGAUUUGAUACCCAUUUUGUAAUUAUGUAAUACCCUUCUGUAUGAGAUGAUUAUUGUGGACAUGAUACUGUGAUAUUCUUAUAGAAUACAUAUUGUAUAGCAAGUGUGGAGCAAACACUGGAUUUAGGGGCUUCAUCCAUUUACAUAGAUAAUUAUUGGAAGGAAUUGUAAUAUAUAAAAUUCUCUGGAAACUUGGUAAUGUGCCUAUGAUCUAGCUAUAGAAAGAGAAAAUUUCUUUGGUAUUUGAGAUUAUUUGCUGAUCUGAACCUGAAUAUUUUGUGGCAUUGAAAAAAUGUAAAUGUUUUGGGUAAUGAAUAGCAUAGACUGACUUCUUGUACAUAGAGUAUUUUCACAUUUUGUAUUUUUAUGAUAGCAUAGAUCCAUCUAAUGCAAUUAGAAGUUGUUAAGAUAUGUUACUAUAGUACCACAUCAAUAACUACUCAGUGCCGUUCUUUUGAAAAUUACCCAUUAAAUGGUGGUGGUGGUGGGAACAUAAUGAGUUACAUCACUCUAUUUGGUUGUAUAUACCAUUAAACAGAAUCUCGUCUUUAUGGAUCUACAAGGCUUUUUUAGCCCUUUGUCCAGUUAACUAUUUCCUUUAUUGUGGAUAUUAUAUAUUCACUCAUGUUGUAAAGGAUGGAAACAUUUGUGCUGGUUUAUAUUACCAGCUUUAAA
Molecule: messenger RNA, 8058 nt
Organism: Penaeus chinensis
Lineage: Eukaryota; Metazoa; Arthropoda; Malacostraca; Decapoda; Penaeidae
Exons: 24
Coding region: 118-6144 (2008 amino acids)
Biological process (GO): positive regulation of D-glucose transmembrane transport; positive regulation of vesicle fusion; protein localization to plasma membrane
Cellular component (GO): plasma membrane
Molecular function (GO): calcium ion binding; calcium-dependent phospholipid binding
Source: RefSeq, a predicted model, not a curated record